AUGUUUCAAAAUAGACCUCUUCCACAGCAGGCGCCUUUAUUGGGACCUUCAAGGAGUAAUACUCUUGUACCUACUCCUGGAUUAAGGAUGGCGACUCCGAGGGCUGGACCUUUAGCUACUGGCACACCUCUGCCUUCACCAAUGGGCGUAUUACCAGCAAAUCGGUCGGUACUAGAUAAGAUGGUGGAUUAUUUGGUUGGUGAUGGCCCGUCAAAUAGGUACGCCCUUAUUUGCAAAAAAUGUUUUUGCCACAAUGGUAUGGCGGUGAAAGAAGAAUUCGAAUAUAUCUCAUUUAGAUGUUACUACUGCGCACAUUUCAAUCCAGCCAGAAAAAUGAAACCAACGGGGCCGAGAUUCGGAAGCACUUCAAAAAUCGAGUCAGUAGACAAUUCUUCUGAUUCCGAUAGAGAUUCUCCAGAUUCUGAUCCGGAGACAACUCCACAGCCAAUAGAAUCUGUGAAAUCUAGACGAUCGUCCUCAGAAACAGAAGUUCCAGUACCGAUUCAAACUGUUGCCGCAGUCGAAUUACCGAAAGAAUCUGCGAGCGAAAGGAAUUCAAAUUCUUCCCCUGAACUCGAAAAAUAUUCUGAUUUUGACAAAUUGUCUGACUUAGAAUCUCGAGAAAGCGAACCUACCGAUAAAUCACCAGAAGAUUCAGGGAUACCCCAGGAAUCGGUCGAAAGUACAAAUGCCACUCCUGAAAAGGCUGUAUUCGAGGAGACUCCCAUGGAAAUCGAUCGGGACAAGUCUGCCACAGAAUUUAUCAACGACGAAUCAUAG
Messenger RNA from Diabrotica virgifera virgifera (western corn rootworm), 780 nucleotides. RefSeq names its product endoplasmic reticulum junction formation protein lunapark-like. Lineage: Eukaryota; Metazoa; Arthropoda; Insecta; Coleoptera; Chrysomelidae. The record is from RefSeq and is a predicted model, not a curated record. The transcript has 2 exons. Bases 1 to 780 code for a protein of 259 amino acids. Gene Ontology annotation, biological process: endoplasmic reticulum tubular network organization. Gene Ontology annotation, cellular component: endoplasmic reticulum tubular network.